This is a messenger RNA of Rhagoletis zephyria (snowberry fruit fly), 3214 nucleotides long. RefSeq names its product Factor interacting with poly(A) polymerase 1 (gene Fip1). The record is from RefSeq and is a predicted model, not a curated record. Lineage: Eukaryota; Metazoa; Arthropoda; Insecta; Diptera; Tephritidae. Gene Ontology annotation, cellular component: mRNA cleavage and polyadenylation specificity factor complex.
UUGCAUUGUUAUAUUUGUGACGUGAAAAGUGAAUUAAGAUACUAUAAUUAAAGGUUAUAAUGGCCGAUGAUACGAACGAAGACAGCUGGCUGUAUGGCACGUCCAAUCCCGAUUCCACGACGAAUGAAGAGAAUGUGGAUGCUAAUGUCGGUAUAGAUAAUGGGAGACCGCUGUUGUCUCAGAAAUCUGAAAAUGAAGCGACCGCAUUGGGUGGAAGUGGUGAUGUGUUGGCACCAAAACAGGUCGAAGCGCAUGAUGAGGAAGAACCAUUCGGUGAGUUUGAAGAUCCGGCCCAGGAGAUGGAAGAGGACGAGGAAGCUGCGGCUGCUGCCGCCAGCACCGCUGCCGAUACUACUGACGCCGGCGAAGAUACAGGCGAAAAUGCUCAACAACAGUCAAAAACUUCGGAAGAUGGUGAGGCGAACUCGGACGAUGAAGACGACUCUGAUGAUGAUAUCAAUGUUGUUAUUGGCGAUAUAAAGGCAGGACCCAGCACAUAUAAUAUUAAACAACGUUCUAACUUAUUGACUGGACCUCCUGGUUCAGGUCAAGAGAAAACCAAGUCUGGUGCACCGGGCGGGAAAUUUAGUGUUGAAGAUUUUGAAGGUGUUGGUACUAUAAACGGUGUGCCAGCACACGAAUUUAGUAUCGAUUCCUUGGAAGAUAAGCCUUGGCGAAAACCAGGUGCAGAUAUUACUGAUUAUUUUAAUUACGGGUUCAAUGAAGAGACAUGGCGCUCUUAUUGCGAGCGUCAAAAACGAUAUCGUAUACAGGAGAGCGGCAUUGGGUUGGCAAGUUUGACACAAAAUCUUAAUCAAUCAGGCGAACGACAACAUGAGGGUACUGGAGGUGGAGGCCAAAUAACCACAAUAAUGCCCGGCCUAUUAUCAAAUGAUCAGAUGCAAAUGCCACCUCCGGGCAUUUUACCACCCCCUCAGGGUAUGCACCAUGGUCCGCCACGUAUGGGCAUGGGUAUGCCCCGUGGACCUCGACCGAUCAGUACUACCAGCAGCAAGGAGAAUCCUAUCCAAGUAAUGACCGCCGAAUGCCGUGAAUAUUCGAGACCAGGUACGAUAGCCCAAAUGCCGCCGAACUUUGGUGCACCACAACCCCCGGAAGAGCCAUACUUUCCAGAACCUGAAACAUUUGAUUACGGCUACGAACCAACACAAGAGUCGCAAUGGAAUAAUGAAAAUCCGGGAUGGCAUCCAUCAUCGGGCAUAAAAGAACUAACACCCGGACCAGCAAUGGUUCCACCGCCAGCAGCUGGUAUGUCAGGUCCCCCUGGUGUACCCCCGAUGGGUGUGCCUCCUCCUCAAAUCGGAGGGCCCCCACCGCAAAUGCGUCAGCAUCCUCCCAUAAUGCCUGGAAUGCCUCCACCAAAUAUGGGUAUGGGCCCGCCGCCGCCUGGCAUGGGUAUGAUGAUGGGCCCCGGCGGAGGACCACCAAUGAGAAUGCCUAUGGGACCUCCCCGCAUGAUGGGACCACAUGGAGGUGGACCACCAAAUCCAGGACAUAUGGAUCGCGAGCGUCAUGAUCGUGACCGUGAAAGAGAGCGCGACUAUGAACGGAAUGAUCGGCGUGAGCGUGAUAGAGAUCGGGAGCGAGAUCGCGACCGAGAGCGAGAGACAGAGCGCGAGCGGGAACGGGAAAGAGAAAGAGAACGAGAAAGACCCCGCCGUGAACGUUCACGUAGUCGAGAUAAGUCUAGACGGCGCUCAAAAUCACGUGAGAAAGAACGUGAUCGUGAGCGUGAAAGAGAACGUGAUCGCGACCGAGAUGGCGAGCGAGAACGAGAGCGUGACAGAAGUGAAAAACUUGACCCGGAUCCUGAACGUGCAGUAGAUGAGGAUCGCGAACGAAGAAGACGUGAACGUGAUCGGGAACGCGAGCGCGAAAGAUCUCGGCGAGAACGUUCGCGUAGUCGUGAGAAGACACGCCGCCGUUCAAAAUCUCGUGAAAAAGACCGAGAGCGCAGUAGCAAAACUGUCGGUACAUCCUCUUCGACGAGUCGCAGCGAAAAGAAAAAAUCUCAUCGCAAAGAUAAGGAAGAAGAGGAGUGAGCACAAGUAAAUCUUAUACUUAAUGAAGUCUUAGCGAUUAGCAAAAUAAAUUGAAAUUAAAAGUCACUAUGCCACUUUCAGAAUGUAGUGGUGGCAAAUAAAUUAAAAAUGCUUUUAGAUUUACAGCGAAAUUCAUAAAAAAUAAAGAAUAAUUUAACUGCUUUAUAAAUCGAAAAUUUAUAUGCAAAUGUCACUUAAUAGAGCUCUUUAAAUCUAUUAUAUGUUUUAUUAAUAAGGCCAUUGUACAGUUUAAUUAAAUUUUUUCCAAUAAUGUUUAAAGACAGGUCAAAGGACAUCCAUUUAGAGACACUAGAUAAUAUAUUUAAAAAUAAAGUAUAAAUACACAUACAAGUACGCUAAUCAGUAUUAGAUCGGAUUUCUAUUAAGCCAAUUCAUCUCCGGUUUCCACUCAUAAUAGCUAAAGCGCUUAAUACCGUUUAAAAUACGCGUGCAAAUGAAUUGCGAUGCAAGUAAUGCUUUCAUUCCUGUGGAACUGGUAGUUCCAAUUCGGCCUCAGUACGUUUUUUUUGUUCCAUUUUUUCUUCAAUAGCUUCAAGCCUCUUGUUCAUAACGCCAAGGGACUCCAAGAGACCAGUUUGUAUUUCUCCAUAACGCUUCAUGGCCAAUAUCAGACUUUCCUCUAUCAAUUCAGCUUGCUGGGCAAACUCUGCAUUAUCCUGUGAAUGUUGUUUUAGUUUUUCGGUGCAUUCGCCUGGUAUACUGCGGAAAUAUUCGGCGCCUAAUGUGGGUUCCAGCUGUUUAACUCGGUCCAAUUGGUCAAACUGCGCAUGCAAAUCGGGAGCUACUGCAUUUAAAUAUACCUCUUUGGAACGCACCUGCUGGUUUUCUUCCAAGAAAUUUGGAUCAAGAUAUUUUUCAAGUUCCGGAGCUCCUUGCCAUUGCUUUUGCAAUUUGUUCGCGAUUUCCAAUUACCCCGUUCAACAUGCUGUUAACUGAAAGCAACGAAUCGACCACUGCUUCCGGAGCGACACCCGUGGGUUUGCUUGGCUCUGAGGAACCACUAGCAUUGUUGCAUUUCCACCCUCAGGUAGCGGCCCCAAAAUACGAGAUAAUGUAUCAAUGCGUUUUUCAAGAAUGUCUAAUGCUUCCAUUUUUACUUAGUUAAAUUGCAAUCUAUGAUAUAAAAAAAA